Hemiscyllium ocellatum (epaulette shark) is the source of this 1185-nucleotide messenger RNA. RefSeq names its product transmembrane protease serine 11C-like. The transcript has 6 exons. Bases 1 to 900 code for a protein of 299 amino acids. The record is from RefSeq and is a predicted model, not a curated record. Gene Ontology annotation, biological process: proteolysis. Gene Ontology annotation, molecular function: serine-type endopeptidase activity. NCBI's taxonomy places the organism in Eukaryota, Metazoa, Chordata, Chondrichthyes, Orectolobiformes, Hemiscylliidae.
AUGAAAUUUUCAAAAGGAUUACUGUUGGUGUCUGCAAUCGUGGGCCUUAUUCUGAUUCUUUUGACAUCAGCAGCUAUUAUUCUAGCAAAACUUCUGACAGAAGGUGGUUUAAAAAAAGAAACUUCAGAGUACCUGCAUCAUGGGUCAACAAACCAGACUUUGAUAAAUGGAACUUGUGGCUCCAGACCUGCAUUCUCCAGUAGGAUUGUUGGUGGGACAAACUCUGUGAAUGGUGAAUGGCCUUGGCAGGUUAGCCUUCAAAUCGGAUCACACGUCUGUGGUGCCUCUAUCAUCUCUGACAGAUGGCUCAUCUCUGCAGCUCACUGUUUUCAGAAAGCAUUCGCCAACCCUUCAAACUGGAAAGCUUACAUGGGAUCAAUCUUUGUUCGGCGUGGUAUAUCGAGAACCAUCAAUAGAAUCCACAUCCAUCCGAACUAUAGUAUUCCAAUGAACUUUAACAAUGACAUCGCACUACUGGAGCUUUCUUCUCCUCUCAUCUUCAAUAAGUUCAUCCAGCCAAUUUGUCUCCCAUCGAGUAGUGAAGUCAUCUCUGCUGGUCGAAAAUGUACAAUCACGGGAUGGGGAGCGCUUGCCUUUCAAGGCCCACCUGCAAACAUCCUUCAAAAAGCAGAAGUGAAAAUUAUCAGUGACAAACGAUGCAAACGUACCUUUGGAAACCAAAUUAGUGAUAUGAUGCUGUGUGCCGGUAUCUUAGCAGGAGGAGUUGAUGCUUGUCAGGGUGAUUCAGGAGGUCCGCUGGUCUGUCGGCGAUCCAAUAAUACUUGGUUUCUAGCUGGGAUCGUAAGCUUUGGUAUUGACUGUGCGAAACCAAAUAUCCCUGGAGUGUAUACUCGUGUUACAGCUCUUAGAGACUGGGUGAAGCGGGAAACUGGAUUGUAGAGGAAGCUAUUUCCCAAGAUGUAACUACUGAAUGAACAAUGACGUCAAAAAAGCCACAAAUGGAGUGUCUCCAUUCAUCCCAUUUGUUUUCAGAACAGGAGAGUGAGAAGAAGGCAGCAUGAUCUGAUAGCAGUAGACUUUCAAGUCCAUUAUUGGUUCAUGAAUAUGAUCCAGGAGCAGAACUCUCAAUAUAAAUACAGUUGAACAGAACAUGGGGCUGAGAGUCAUGGUCCAGGGACCCCAGCUGAAUAUGUUACUUCGGACAAAGUUCAUCAUAAAUCAGAA